CCUCAGCUCUCUGAGCUUUGCACAGUAACCGGAAUGUUGCAUUUUUUUCUUUGUUCUUCCUUUUUUACUAAAGCAUAAGUAAAUCUGUCUAUACCUACAGGUUACCAUGGCACUGUAACCUUACAGAGAGGGAGUCACAAGGGAGUAGCUGUGGAUCUGUGCACGUCCAGUGUGGAACACGGAGCCAGGAGGAGAUGGUGGUCCAUGGAGGGGUUGAUGUGGUUGGAGGCAGAAGGCAGACCUGGGAGCCAGAGGUCCACGGAGGCGGAGGAGGAGGAAGGAGCUCUCCAAGGCUGUUUCUGUGCGAGUGAAACGGGGAGGCAGAGAGGCGAUGAAGGAGUGUCUCGGUUGCCGCCUGGAUUAAGAAAGAAUACAUUAAAAAAAAAAACCCAGAACCAAAAAAACCAGCAAACCACAAAACCGGACCCAACAAACGACGAAAAAGGGAGGAGAGAAGGAGGAGGAGGAGGUUGCUGGGGGAGCCCACUCCGAUGGGCGAGCAGCCGCUUUGAAUCGUGCCUCUGUUCCCAGGGAUUAAAGCAUGAAUGGGAGCAGCUUCCCAGCCACGAUGGAGAGAGAAGGCGGUUCAGGCUGUGGGAAUAAGGUUUCCUUCCAAAUGAUUCCCUGAAGUUCCUGCUGGCAGCUCCAGCAGUGCCCUGCAGAAGUGCCCUCCUGCUCCUGGUCUCAGCAGCCGAGGCCCCUCCAAACCUGCUUCUGCAAUGGGUAAUGAGGAGCUGUGGGUCCAGUCAGUCUUGGAGAUGCCGAAGAGACGAGACAUCCUGGCUAUCGUGCUGAUAGUUCUGCCCUGGACACUACUAAUCACCGUCUGGCACCAGAGCACCAUUGCUCCACUGCUUGCAGUGCACAAGGAUGAUGGUGGUGACUCCCAGCGUGAUCUCGCUGCAGGCUUGGACUCCAAGGAAUACUGCCUGUCGGACCGGGACAUUGUGGAGGUGGUGAGGACAGAGUAUGUUUACACGCGCCCACCCCCGUGGUCGGACACCCUGCCCACCAUCCACGUCGUCACCCCCACCUACAGCCGGCCCGUGCAGAAGGCCGAGCUCACCCGCCUGGCCAACACCCUCCUGCACGUGCCCAACCUGCACUGGAUCCUGGUGGAGGACUCCCAGCGCCGCACCCCGCUCAUCACCCGCCUGCUGCGGGACACGGGGCUCAACUACACCCACCUCAACGUGGAGACCCCCCGCAACUACAAACUGCGCGGGGACAUGCGGGACCCCCGCAUCCCCCGCGGCACCAUGCAGAGGAACCUCGCCCUGAGGUGGCUGAGAGAGACCUUUAACAAAAACAACAGCCAGCCCGGGAUUGUUUACUUUGCUGAUGAUGACAACACCUACAGCCUGGAGCUCUUUGAGGAGAUGCGCAGCACCAGGAAGGUGUCGGUGUGGCCGGUGGCCUUCGUGGGGGGCCUGCGCUACGAGUCCCCCAAGGUGAACUCGGCGGGGAAGGUCUACGGCUGGAAAACCGUGUUCGACCCGCACCGGCCCUUCGCCAUCGACAUGGCAGGCUUUGCUGUGAACCUCAGGCUGAUCCUGCAGCGAUCUCAGGCCUACUUCAAACUGAGAGGGGUCAAGGGGGGCUACCAGGAGAGCAGCCUGCUCCGGGAGCUGGUCACCCUCAACGACCUCGAGCCCAAGGCUGCCAAUUGCACUAAGAUUUUAGUCUGGCACACAAGGACAGAAAAGCCCGUGCUGGUGAAUGAGGGGAAGAAAGGAUUCACAGAUCCCAAUGUGGAAAUCUGACUGUGCGUGGCUGAGCCGAGACCAACACCAGAAAAUUUCUUCAUGCACAGCCUGCAAGGUUCCUCUCCACAGCAUCCGACCGGCCAGCCAGGCAGGAGCCAGGACCUCUGCUGACUUCCAAGAGUUUUAGUGUACUGAAACCAAGCACCACUGCAUACAUAAUCCCCCUGGAUCCCCCUGCCCUUCCUCCUGGACUUGGAGCACAACCAGAUGCUCCGGAGGUGGAGAAAAAGCACAGAAAACCCAGGACUGACGUGAGCUCCAGGACAGGAGCAGCUGCCUCGAGGGAUGCUCGGUUUGGGAGAAGUGCCCCAGGGCUCCCUGCACUGGAGCCUGGCCCAGCUGGAAUGGGGGGCUGGACUGAGGGGCUGUUUGACAGGACCUGAAGGCCAGGGUGGGAAUGUCCACAGGAGUGUGUUGGCCCCAGUGAGUGGUUUUUCCUGAGACACACGAACCCCGUGUGCGACGUGAGCAGCUCUCUGUCCGUGGAGGGGACAGCUGCCUUCUGAGAUGGCACCUUAGCCCUUAAUUUUAAACCUACUUUAAUCAGUGUUUAUUACGCUGCACAAGACAGGGGGAGAGGGGGGAAAGCAAGGCAGGUUAGAACAAACCCAUAAGUAUCAAACAAACCCACAAGUAUCACUGUUCUCUUUGUAUUCCCUUUUCCUUCGCUGGUUUCAUGGUUUGGAGGGCACUCUGACACACUUUGUGUUCAUGGAAUCAUAGGAGGGUUUGAGCUGCAAAGGAAUUUAAAGGUCAUCUGCUCAAACCCCUCUGCCAUAGACAGGGACACCUUCAACUAGACUAGGCUGCUCAGAGCCCUGUCCCACCUGAAUAUUCCCAGGGAUGGGGCAUU
Pipra filicauda (Wire-tailed manakin) is the source of this 2619-nucleotide messenger RNA. RefSeq names its product beta-1,3-glucuronyltransferase 1 (gene B3GAT1). The record is from RefSeq and is a predicted model, not a curated record. NCBI's taxonomy places the organism in Eukaryota, Metazoa, Chordata, Aves, Passeriformes, Pipridae. Gene Ontology annotation, biological process: carbohydrate metabolic process; chondroitin sulfate proteoglycan biosynthetic process. The transcript is spliced from 8 exons. Bases 720 to 1763 code for a protein of 347 amino acids. Gene Ontology annotation, cellular component: Golgi membrane. Gene Ontology annotation, molecular function: galactosylgalactosylxylosylprotein 3-beta-glucuronosyltransferase activity.